AUUUGCUAAUCUCAGGCGGCGGAGUGUGUGCAACACGGUCGUGGCCCGAGAGGUCCCUUGGAACCGCCGCCAGGAAACCUAACUCUCUGCGCUCUCUAGGUGUGCGCUCGUGUCCGUUUUGCGCGCACCUUUCCCUGGCCGCGCUGCGCUCUGGAGCAGCCGGAUUCGUUCGGGAGAGAGAGCAGCGACGUGCUCCCCCACCCCCCAUUCCUAAAUCCGCCGAUUGAGAUCCCCCUGGUGGAUUUAGUAGGGAGGAGAUCGGCUCCGGUGCGAGCAGGAGCCAUGUGGCACGGCCGGGGUUCCUCGCGAAGGCUUUGAGACAAAAGGCUCCUCGUGGCGCGCGUCUGGAUGCGUGUGCUGGUGGCCCCUGGGCCGGAGGGCAGCGCCGGGAGGCCGAGGGAUGGCAGCGCGGGGAGGAAGGGCGUGACGCCGAGCCGGAGCUCCGCCGCCCCGCCGGGAACGGCCAUCGGCCCCGUGGCGGCACGUGGUAGCCCGCUGAAGCGGCCUCUCGCCCGGCCGGGCGCCCUCGAGUUGCCGCAGCGAUGGAGAACUUCUUCCCCGAGGGAGCACGGGUUUGGUUGCGAGAAAAUGGCCAGCAUUAUCCAAGUACUGUAAUUUCCUGUGCGGAGGGAAUUGUUGUGUUCAGGACGGAUUAUGGCCAGGUAUACACGUAUAAACAGAGGUCAAUCACACGCCAAAAAGUCACAGCUAUGCAGCCUACAAGCUCAGAAGGUCUGGAAGACAUGGCCGCACUGAUAGACCUCCAUGAAGGGGCCAUCAUGCACAAUCUAUUCCAGCGAUAUCAACAAAACAAAAUUUAUACUUAUAUUGGUUCCAUCGUUGCCUCCGUUAACCCCUAUAAGACCAUUCCGGGCCUCUACGACCACGCCACGGUGGAGCAUUAUAGCCGGCACCACUUGGGAGAGAUUUCACCUCAUAUAUUUGCUGUUGCCAACGAGUGCUACCGCUGCCUAUGGAAGCGUCAUGACAACCAGUGUGUUCUCAUCAGCGGUGAAAGUGGUGCUGGCAAAACAGAGAGCACAAAGCUGAUACUCAAGUUUUUGUCCGCUGUGAGCCAACAUUCGCUGGAACUCUCUCGCAAAGAGAAAACGUCUAGUGUGGAACAAGCAAUUUUGGAGAGCAGCCCAAUUAUGGAAGCUUUCGGCAACGCAAAGACUGUUUACAACAACAACUCAAGUCGCUUUGGGAAAUUCAUUCAGUUGAAUUUCUGUCAGAAAGGCAACAUUCAGGGAGGAAAAAUUGUAGAUUAUUUAUUAGAGAAGAAUCGAGUAGUAAGGCAAAAUCCAGGAGAGAGAAAUUAUCACAUAUUCUAUGCCCUGCUGGCGGGGAUUGAUGGAGAAAAGAAAGAUGCAUUUUACCUAUCUGUACCAGAGAACUAUCACUACCUGAACCAGUCUGGAUGUGUAGCGGACAAGACAAUCAAUGACAAGGAAUCCUUCAAAGAAGUAAUUACUGCAAUGGAAGUGAUGCAGUUUACCACAGAAGAGGUGCGAGAUGUUCUCAGGCUGCUUGCUGGUGUUUUGCACCUAGGCAACAUUGAAUUUAUUACCGCGGGUGGAGCACAGGUGUCCUUCAAAACAGCUCUGGGUAGAUCGGCAGAGUUACUUGGGCUGGACUCAACGCAGCUGACAGAAGCAUUGACACAGCGAUCAAUGAUACUCAGGGGAGAAGAAAUUCUGACACCUCUCAGUGUACAACAGGCAAUAGAGAACAGAGAUUCAGCAGCUAUGGCACUUUAUUCCCAGUGCUUUGCCUGGGUUAUUAAAAAAAUCAACGGCAGAAUAAAAGGCAAAGACGACUUCAAGUCCAUUGGAAUUUUGGACAUCUUUGGCUUUGAAAAUUUUGAGGUUAAUCGUUUUGAGCAGUUCAAUAUUAACUAUGCAAACGAAAAGCUUCAGGAAUAUUUCAACAAGCACAUUUUUUCAUUAGAGCAGUUGGAAUACAGCAGAGAAGGACUGCCAUGGGAAGACAUCAAUUGGACAGAUAAUGGGGAGUGCUUGGAUCUUAUUGAAAAGAAACUUGGUUUGUUAGCACUUAUCAAUGAAGAAAGCCAUUUUCCCCAAGCUACAGACAGCACCUUGUUGGCAAAGUUACACAUCCAACAUGCAAGCAAUCCUUUUUAUGUGAAACCGAGGGUUGCUGUUCACAACUUUGGAGUGAAACAUUAUGCCGGAGAGGUUCAGUAUGAUGUCAGAGGAAUCCUGGAGAAAAACAGGGACACUUUCAGGGACGAUCUCCUGAACCUCUUGCGGGAAAGCAGCCUCGAUUUCAUCUACGACCUCUUUGAACAUGUUUCCAGCCGCAGCAGCCAAGAUACUUUAAAAUCUGGAACCAAACAUCGGAAGCCCACCGUCAGCCUGCAAUUUAAGGAUUCGCUGCAUUCCUUAAUGGCAACGCUAAGCACUUCCAACCCUUUCUUUGUCCGCUGUAUCAAGCCGAACAUGGAGAAGAUGCCCGACCAGUUUGAUCAGAACGUGGUGUUGAACCAGCUGCGAUACUCUGGAAUGCUUGAGACUGUGCGGAUACGAAGGGCUGGUUUUCCAGUGCGGAGGCCGUUUCCGGAUUUUCAUAAAAGAUACAAAGUGCUGAUGAGAAAUUUGACUCUCCCUGAAGAUUUAAAAGGAAAGUGUGCUGCCUUCCUUCAUUUGUAUGAUAGCACAAGCACUGAAUGGCAGCUUGGGAAAUCCAAGGUGUUUCUUCGUGAAUCUUUGGAACACAAGCUGGAAAAGCAACGGGAGAUAGAGGUUGGCAAAGCAGCCAUGAUCAUCCGAGCGCAUGUCUUGGGCUAUGUGGCACGGAAGCACUACAGAAAAGUCCUUUACUGCGUAGUUAUCAUACAGAAGAACUACAGAGCUUUCUACUUAAGAAGGAAGUACUUACUGCUAAAGAAAGCAGCCAUCACUUUCCAGAAGCAGCUACGAGGCCAGAUUGCCCGUCGUGUUUACAAAGGGUUGCUAGAAGAGAAACGACAGCAAGAGGAAGAAAAAAAGAGAAAGGAAGAGGAGGAAAGAAAGCGACAAAAGCAGGAAGCAGAACGUCUUGCUCGGCAGGCUGAGGAGGAGAAGCGGCGGCAGGAGCUGGCGGCCGUUCAGAAAGCUCGGAAGGAAGAAGAACUGAAGCGGGAGCUGGAGAAGCAAAAAGAAAACAAGCAAGUCGAAGAGAUCCUUCGCCUGGAGAAAGAGAUUGAAGACCUGCAGCGUAUGAAGGAGCAACAGGAGCUGUCGCUGACAGAGGCGUCACUGCAGAGGCUGCAGCAGCUCCGGGACGAGGAACUGAAGCGGCUGGAGGACGAGGCCUGCCGUGCGGCGCAGGAGUUCUUGGAGUCCCUGAACUUCGACGAAAUUGACGAAUGUGUCCGAAACAUCGAGAGGACUCUCUCUGUGGGCAGCGGUUUCUGCUCGGAGCUCAGCGAGUUGACCGGGAGCGCGGGGGGCGAAAAGCCCAGUUUCAACUUCAGCCAGCCGUACCCUGAGGAGGAGGUUGACGAGGGCUUUGAAGCGGAUGACGACGCUUUCAAGGAUUCGCCAAACCCAAGCGAGCAUGGCCACUCGGACCAGAGGACGAGCGGCAUCAGGACCAGCGACGACUCUUCAGAAGAAGAUCCGUAUAUGAAUGACACGGUGGUGCCGGCAAGUCCUGCCACAGGCAACAACAGCACGCUUGUUCCUUCUGGCCACGACACCCUCAGUCUCCACAACUCCUCCAGCGGUGAAUCCACAUACUGCAUGCCGGAAAACGUAUCGUGCAAGCCCCAGAACUCCACAGAGUUAAUUACUCCCGAUGCGGACUAUGAUUAUGACCAAGAUGACUACGAAGACGGCGCCAUCACUUCCGGAAGCAGUGUGACCUUUUCCAAUUCUCAUAGCAGCCAGUGGUCCCCCGACUACCGCUGUUCUGUGGGGACGUACAACAGCUCUGGGGCAUACAGGUUUAGUUCAGAGGGUGCUCAGUCUUCCUUUGAAGACAGCGAAGAAGACUUUGACUCAAGGUUUGAUACCGAUGAUGAACUUUCGUAUCGGAGGGAUUCUGUCUACAGCUGUGUCAGCCUCCCUUAUUUCCAUAGCUUUUUGUACAUGAAAGGCGGGUUGAUGAACACUUGGAAGCGCCGCUGGUGUGUCUUGAAAGAUGAAACCUUCCUGUGGUUCCGCUCAAAACAGGAAGCUCUCAAGCAAGGCUGGCUGCAUAAGAAAGGUGGUGGUUCGUCCACGCUGUCCAGAAGGAACUGGAAGAAGCGUUGGUUUGUUCUCCGGCAGUCCCGGCUGAUGUACUUCGAAAACGAUAGCGAAGAAAAGCUCAAGGGAACACUUGAAAUCCGAACAGCCAAAGAUAUCGUUGAUAACACUACUAAGGAAAACGGGAUUGACAUUGUCAUGGCCGAUAGGACCUAUCAUUUGAUUGCUGAGUCACCUGAGGACGCGAGUCAAUGGUUCAGUGUCUUGAGUCAAGUCCACGCUUCCACAGAACAGGAAAUCAGGGAAAUGCACGAUGAGCAAGCAAACCCACAGAAUGCCGUGGGCACAUUGGAUGUGGGAUUGAUCGAUUCCGUCUGUGCAUCUGACAAUCCAGAUCGACCCAAUUCAUUCGUGAUCAUCACCGCUAAUCGUGUUCUCCACUGCAACGCCGACACUCCAGAGGAGAUGCAUCACUGGAUCACUCUGCUGCAGAGAUCCAAAGGCGACACCCGAGUAGAGGGACAAGAGUUCAUAGUGAGAGGAUGGUUACAUAAGGAGGUUAAGAACAGCCCAAAGAUGACUUUGUUGAAGUUGAAGAAGCGGUGGUUUGUCCUGACACACAACUCAUUGGAUUAUUACAAAAGCUCCGAGAAGAAUGCCCUCAAACUGGGCACCCUGGUCUUGAACAGCCUCUGCUCUGUGGUACCACCGGAUGAGAAAAUCUUUAAAGAAACAGGUUACUGGAAUGUGACCGUGUACGGGCGCAAGCACUGCUACCGCCUCUAUACCAAGCUUUUAAACGAAGCCACUCGCUGGUCAAGUGCUAUCCAGAAUGUGAUAGACACAAAAGCACCCAUAGACACCCCCACCCAGCAGCUUAUUCAAGACAUUAAGGAGAACUGCCUGAAUCCCGAAGUUGUUGAACAGAUCUAUAAGAGGAACCCGAUUCUUCGCUAUACACAGCACCCACUGCAUUCUCCGCUAUUGCCACUUCCAUAUGGGGACAUCAACCUGAACGUGCUAAAAGACAAAGGCUACACCACCCUCCAGGAUGAAGCGAUCAAGAUAUUUAAUUCUCUGCAGCAACUUGAGUCCGUGUCAGACCCCAUUCCUAUUAUUCAGGGUAUUCUGCAGACGGGGCAUGAUUUACGGCCUUUGCGCGAUGAGCUCUACUGCCAGCUGAUCAAGCAGACCAGCAAAAUGCCUAAUCCGGGGAGCGUUGGCAAUCUGUACAGCUGGCAGAUCCUCACUUGUAUGAGCUGCAUGUUUCUGCCAAGCCGUGGGAUUCUCAGAUACCUGAAGUUCCACCUAAAAAGGGUGCGUGACCAGUUUCCAGGCACAGAAAUGGAGAAGUAUGCCCUCUUCAUUUAUGAAUCGCUGAAAAAAACCAAAGGCAGAGAGUUUGUGCCAUCCCGGGAUGAAAUUGAAGCCUUGAUCAACAGACAAGAGAUGACAUCCACCGUCUACUGUCAUGGCGGGGGAUCCUGUAAGAUCACCAUAAACUCCCACACCACUGCUGGCGAGGUUGUUGAAAAGUUAAUUCGGGGUCUGGCCAUGGAAGACAGCAGAAAUAUGUUUGCCUUGUUUGAAUACAAUGGAACUACAGAUAAAGCCAUUGAAAGCAGGACCGUUGUGGCUGAUGUCUUGGCAAAGUUUGAAAAGCUUGGUGCUGCUUCAGAAGGAGAGAAUACAGCAUGGAAAUUUUACUUCAAGCUCUACUGCUUCCUGGACACGGAGCAUGUGCCAAAAGAUAGUGUGGAAUUUGCAUUUAUGUUUGAGCAGGCACAUGAAGCAGUGAUUAGAGGACAUUAUCCGGCUCCUGAAGAAGCCCUCCAGGUCCUUGCUGCCUUGCGGCUCCAAUACCUGCAAGGCGACUACACUUCAUCCAAUAUCACUAUGCCAGAAAUGGAAGAAGUCUACCCACUGCAGAGGCUCACGUCCCGUAUUAUCCAGUCCACUAAAACAUUUACCGCUGCGGAGAGGAUAGAGAGGAAGCGGGCCAAUUUUCUAGAAGGAACCCUGAGGAGGAGUUUCCGCAGCAGUUCCAUCAGCAGGCAGAAGAUGGAAGAGGAUCAGAUGCUUGAUAUGUGGGUCAAAGAGGAAAUCUUCGCAGCCAGGACUAAUGUGAUUGAUAAAUGGAAAAAACUGCAAGGAAUGAACCAAGAGCAAGCGAUGAUCAAGUACAUGAGUUUGAUUAAGGAGUGGCCUGGCUAUGGGUCCACACUCUUUGAUGUAGAGUGUAAAGAAGGGGGCUUCCCUCAAGAACUUUGGUUGGGUGUCAGCGCUGAUGCAGUUUCUGUCUACAAACGCGGAGAGGGAAGACCUUUAGAAAUAUUUCAGUAUGAGCACAUCCUCUCCUUUGGUGCUCCCCUUGCUAAUGUCUACAAGAUUGUUGUGGAUGAGAGAGAGCUGCUUUUUGGAACACUUGAGGUUGUUGACAUUGCCAAACUGAUGAAAGCCUACAUCAGCAUGAUUGUGAAAAAACGUUAUAGCACCUCUCGAUCAGUGAGUAGUCACGGAAGUCAAGGCAGCUCCAGGUGAAACGAGAGAGAGAGAAACUUGCUGUUCUGUCCUUUUGGAACCUAUCACCGCCAACCCGUUGAGUUUCUCAAAAAAUGGUGAUUGGAGGCACCCCUCAGGCUACAAUCAAAACCGUGAUUCUAGGAGAAUCUUUAUUCAACAUGUGGUGUUCGACGAGCUUAGAAAUAAUAACAGCCACUUCCAUAGUCCCAUAAACUCGUUGGCUAGCAUGCUUCAAGCCUUCUAAACUUUGUUACCUCUAGAUAACAUAAUGUAUGCCUUAACUUAAUGCACUGCUUUCUGAGCAGUGAGAAGUGCCUUAAAAUGUUUUAAAACCAACUUGCAUUGAUUUGUGAUUAUCAGAGGGGUUGUGUUUUGUAAUAAACCACUUUGAAUUAGCUUCUCCUUAAUUUGCAGCCAUCUUGCACUAACUAACUGGCUGGUUCUUACAUGAGGAGGGAAAGAGAGCAUCUUUGUUGGAAUGCUGCAGGCGGCUUCCCGUAGGGACUUUAAUAGCAAUGCUGUAUUCCCCCCCCCCUUUUUUUGUUUUUGUUUUUCAUAUGUGUGCAUGCAUAUGACUCGGGUCAACUCUAAUUUUAUUCCACGUUUCACAAUAUUUUAAAAGUAAAAGGGAAUAAUAAUGUGCAAUGGUGUAAACAGUCUUUCUGUACAUUUUAAUAGUCCAGAGCUAUAGUUGUCCCAAAUGUUGAGUUUCUUUAUAAGCCAGUUUUAUUAACAAAUUUGGGGGUUUUCAUAAUUUUUGUAUUUUCUUCUAGAUAAUUUUUCAUUCUUUGUUACAUCUGUAUGUAACACACCUGCAUUUCUGUACCUCUGCUGUAUUAUACAUAACGUGUAGUUUGAAAGACACUAUAUUUAUAGACUGCCCUUAAUACAGAAUUGCCAUUAUCCGCACAAUAUUCAAUCAUAUGUCUUCAGUUUAUACAGUUGAGUUUCUUAAGAUAUUAAACAUUUCUUUUAAAAUAUUAA
Messenger RNA from Podarcis raffonei (Aeolian wall lizard), 7700 nucleotides. It is a transcript of the gene MYO10, whose product is annotated as myosin X. The transcript has 41 exons. The coding region runs from base 543 to 6734 and encodes 2063 amino acids. NCBI's taxonomy places the organism in Eukaryota, Metazoa, Chordata, Lepidosauria, Squamata, Lacertidae. Gene Ontology annotation, cellular component: myosin complex; cytoskeleton. The record is from RefSeq and is a predicted model, not a curated record. Gene Ontology annotation, molecular function: protein binding; ATP binding; cytoskeletal motor activity.